This is a messenger RNA of Harpia harpyja (harpy eagle), 2046 nucleotides long. Its product is annotated as zinc finger CCCH domain-containing protein 11A-like. The transcript has 14 exons. The record is from RefSeq and is a predicted model, not a curated record. NCBI's taxonomy places the organism in Eukaryota, Metazoa, Chordata, Aves, Accipitriformes, Accipitridae. Bases 1 to 2046 code for a protein of 681 amino acids. Gene Ontology annotation, molecular function: metal ion binding.
AUGUCUAAGCAAGGAGACGACUGCUACUUCUAUUUCUAUUCCACCUGUAACAAGGGAGACAGCUGUUCCUUCCGCCACUGUGAGGCUGCUCUGGGCAAUGAGAGAGUGUGCAGGCUGUGGCGGGAGGGUCGCUGUUUCGGGACUAGCUGCAGGUUCAGACACAUGGAAGUCGAAAAAAAACGCAGUGAGAUUCCUUGCCACUGGGAGAAUCAAGCAGCUGGCUGUCAAAAAUCCAACUGCGCGUUCCGUCACACGAAAGGACGUUAUGUCGACGGACGCUUCUUCCCGCCAAGCAAAACUACGCUUCCAAGUCCCCCUGAGUCUGCAGAAGAUGCUGUGAAAAUGGCUCAGGCGUCACUGCAGCAAAACAAACUUUCUGUCCAGUCAAAUCCCUCUCCGCAGCUGAGGGGGGUGAUGAUAGUGGAAAACUCUGAAAAGGUCCCAAGUCCUACGCAUCCUCCAGUUGUAAUCAAUGCUGCAGAUGAUGAUGAAGAUGGGUACUUUUUACUUCCUGAAGACCAGCUUUCUGAAGAAGGAGGUGAAACUAAAACAGCUGUCCAGCAACCGGCAACAGAAGCCCCUAGUGGAUCGCGGAUAAUUUCCACUAGGAAAUGCAGCGCUAAUACAAAGCAAGAGGACAAUUUAAAUUUUGGAAUAAAAACAGUUAAAGAAAUCAAAUUGAAGAAACUAAAGGAAAAAACAAAAAACCAAGGUGAAGGUCCUUCAGGAGUUUCUGUUCCUCCGCUCCAAUCUCGGGCUGUUCCUGUGCCAGAAAAGGAAAUUGUACGGACGGUAGUGAGAACUGUGACUCUGUCUACAAAGCAAGGGGAGGAGCCUGUGAUUCAACUGAACCUUGGUGAGAGGAUGGGAAAACGGAAAGCCUCCAUAGCUGGUAAAAGUGUCCUUCCGCUAAAGCGCAACCUUGCUGACAGGCUGGGGAAGAAGACAGAGGUUCUGGAGAAUGCUGACAAAGCAGCAAAGAGAGUUCAAGUCCCCAGGUCUCUGAAGGAGAGGCUAGGACUGCCCUCUGAGCAGACCAGUACAGAGACAGAUAAGAACUGGCUAUUAAAGAAGGCUGCUAAGCCAGCAGGAGAGAUCCAUGUGAAAACAGUGGAGGAAAUUCGACUUGAGAGAGCUCAUCGGAGACGAGGAGAACCUCAAGGGAAACCCCAGACUGAAGGACGUUGUAAAACAGAAGAUCCCAGCUCGGGGGCAAGACCUUCCCCUGCAGUUCGUGUGAAAACUUUCUCAGGAUCCCUGGCUGAAAAAAACCACAAGCGAUUGGAAGGAGAGAAGCGAAAACCAGAAGAGUUUCCUACCGAGACAAAAGUUGAGAGGAAACCCAAGAAGCAGAGCAUACUUGCUCCGUCUGUGCUCAGCCAAGUGCGCCCGGCAGAGCCGGCAGGUAAAGCCAAGCCAGCAGGAGAAGUGCGUGUUAAAACCUUGGAAGAAAUCAAGCGGGAGAAAGCUCUGCGGAUGCAGCAGAGUGGAGGAAAAGUGCCAGCUCCACCAGCACAACCUGAACCUGCCCCGACAGGGAGGAGGUUGUUACGGAUCACAAAGCUAAUAGCACCUGGAAGAGAAGAAAAGAAGAUAGUGGAAUUGAGCAAGCCUUUUCCCAAAGCUGUCUCUGCACCCGCAGAGAGUGCAACUAAUUCCAAAGUUCAAGUGAAGAGCCUUGAAGAGAUAAUGUGGGAGAAGCGGCAGCUGAAGCAACGCCAAGAAGAGAAGCUUCAGAAGGAAGCAGCUGCUGUGCCAUCUCCUGUUGAACAGGCAAUCAAGGAUAAAAGUCGAGCAUCAGGGAGUCCUGAAUCCAGUGUGGUUUCAGGGUCAGCUUAUCAGCUUCCAAAGAGGAUAUUGGUGAAAUCUCCGGGAGAUGGGGUUGAAAGCCCAGGAAAGGGUGCUGCCGUAUCACCAGGGAAACGGGCAGCUCAACUUCUGGAAUGGAAAGCUGAAAGAGGCAAACUGGAAGAUGAAGUUGAUGUGGACCCAGAGAAUGAGGAGGAUGACUUCUUCAUGGAAAUUGGUGAACUGAUUGACGGCUGA